Acinonyx jubatus (cheetah) is the source of this 6184-nucleotide messenger RNA. RefSeq names its product diphosphoinositol pentakisphosphate kinase 2 (gene PPIP5K2). The transcript is spliced from 31 exons. The record is from RefSeq and is a predicted model, not a curated record. Gene Ontology annotation, biological process: inositol phosphate biosynthetic process; inositol metabolic process. Lineage: Eukaryota; Metazoa; Chordata; Mammalia; Carnivora; Felidae. Gene Ontology annotation, molecular function: inositol hexakisphosphate kinase activity; diphosphoinositol pentakisphosphate kinase activity; 5-diphosphoinositol pentakisphosphate 1-kinase activity. The coding region runs from base 1036 to 4566 and encodes 1176 amino acids. Gene Ontology annotation, cellular component: cytosol.
AAGAAUGGGGUGGGAACUACUUUUAUCCUCUUAUAAUAAAACCAAUGCAUACUAAUUGUAGAUUAUUAGAUAAAUUAGAAAAAUAAAAUUAAACUUACCCAUUCUCACAGAUCAGUGUUGCUAACAUUUUGAUACAUUUCUUUUCAGCCAUUUUUCCUCUGUGUAUUUUUUAAAAACAAAUUUACUAUUACAGUGUAUAUGUAAUUUUAUAUUUAAUUUUCCAUUAACUAUAUCGAGGUUUAUUUUCCUUUCAUUACAUUCUUCAGAGACCUGAUUUUCAAUGACAUCUUAGCUUGUCAUCAUGAGGAUAUACUAUAACAUUCAGCCAGUAUCUUAACAAUUAGUGUCCGGUUUUCACUAUUAAAAAUAGUGAAAAAUAGGUUGAUGAAUCCUUUGAAAGUAUAUCUUUGUUACUCUAAGUUAUUUAGAAUGAAUUCUUGAAUUAUUGAAUAUUUUAAGGUCUAUGCUUUUGUCAUAUAGAAAAUGAUGUUUCCUCAUAUACAUAUUUAUAUUUUAUUUCUGAGGCGCUUAAUAUUUGAAUUUUAGACUUUACUCGGUUUCUUUUAUAAACCAAAGUGAAAUAUAAUUAAACUUCAGUAUUACUUGAUGGUGAAGUAUGCCUUCAUAGUAAAACCCACUAAUCAAAAUUAUUAGUGAAUAUCUGAAAUUUUUAUUACCCAGUUAUCUGAAUUAAAUGUAUUUCUUACUAAGAACUAUAAUUUAAAAGAUAUGUACUCAAUUAUAAAUGAAUUCACAUUAAAGCAAACUUGUUACCAAAAUAUGUAAUCUCUAGCUGUGUUAAAGUUUCACUUUACUUAGGUAUUCAAGAAACGUCUUCAGCCAGAAAGGGGUGGAGCAUGUUUGAGACUUCUUGUGCUCCUAUAGCCUAUAGAGAAGCCAAGGCCCUGGUCUUUAUAAACUGAAGUCCUUUAUUUCAGAGAAUAUGAAAAUUAGCUUAUCUUUGAGGGAUUUCCACUGGACAAAGCAGUUGCCUAUGCAAAACUCAGGAAUCCAUUUGUAAUCAAUGACUUGAAUAUGCAGUAUCUCAUACAAGAUAGGAGAGAAGUAUACAGUAUUCUUCAGGCUGAAGGUAUUUUACUUCCACGUUACGCAAUUUUGAACCGUGACCCAAAUAAUCCCAAAGAGUGCAAUCUGAUUGAAGGUGAAGAUCAUGUAGAAGUAAAUGGUGAAGUUUUUCAAAAGCCAUUUGUAGAAAAGCCAGUCAGUGCAGAGGAUCAUAAUGUUUACAUUUACUACCCAACAUCUGCUGGUGGUGGAAGUCAAAGACUUUUUCGGAAGAUUGGCAGUAGAAGUAGUGUUUAUUCCCCAGAAAGCAAUGUACGAAAAACAGGCUCAUAUAUAUAUGAAGAGUUUAUGCCCACAGAUGGUACUGAUGUAAAGGUUUAUACAGUGGGUCCAGAUUAUGCUCAUGCUGAGGCUCGAAAAUCUCCAGCCCUCGAUGGCAAGGUGGAACGAGAUAGUGAGGGAAAAGAAGUUAGAUACCCUGUUAUUCUGAAUGCACGCGAGAAAUUAAUUGCUUGGAAAGUCUGCCUUGCUUUUAAGCAAACAGUUUGUGGUUUUGAUUUGUUACGGGCCAAUGGACAGUCCUAUGUCUGUGAUGUCAAUGGCUUCAGUUUUGUGAAAAAUUCCAUGAAGUAUUAUGAUGAUUGUGCAAAAAUACUUGGCAAUAUUGUAAUGCGAGAGCUUGCUCCACAAUUUCAUAUCCCCUGGUCAAUACCUUUAGAAGCUGAAGAUAUCCCAAUUGUACCAACUACAUCUGGAACUAUGAUGGAACUCAGAUGUGUCAUAGCUGUAAUACGUCAUGGGGAUCGAACACCAAAACAAAAAAUGAAAAUGGAAGUGAGGCAUCAAAAAUUUUUCGAUCUUUUUGAAAAGUGUGAUGGAUAUAAAUCUGGGAAAUUAAAACUCAAAAAGCCAAAACAAUUACAGGCAAUGCUGGACAUUGCCCGACAACUUCUUAUGGAGCUGGGGCAAAAUAAUGAUUCUGAAAUUGAAGAAAACAAGUCAAAACUUGAACAACUUAAGACCGUAUUAGAAAUGUAUGGCCAUUUUUCUGGAAUAAAUCGUAAAGUCCAACUAACUUAUCUCCCUCAUGGUUGUCCUAAAACAUCUAGUGAAGAGGAAGACAGCCGAAGAGAAGAACCAUCCUUACUUUUGGUUCUAAAAUGGGGAGGAGAACUAACUCCUGCAGGCAGGGUCCAGGCCGAAGAACUUGGAAGAGCUUUCAGGUGUAUGUAUCCUGGAGGUCAAGGAGAUUAUGCAGGAUUUCCUGGUUGUGGUUUACUUAGAUUACAUAGUACCUACCGACAUGACCUCAAAAUAUAUGCCUCUGAUGAAGGACGAGUCCAGAUGACUGCAGCUGCUUUUGCAAAGGGGCUCUUAGCCCUAGAAGGAGAGCUUACACCCAUUCUUGUUCAGAUGGUUAAAAGUGCGAAUAUGAAUGGUCUUUUGGAUAGUGAUAGUGACUCUUUGAGCAGUUGCCAGCAACGUGUGAAAGCAAGACUUCAUGAAAUACUUCAGAAAGAUAGAGAUUUUACGGCUGAAGAUUAUGAAAAGCUUACUCCAUCUGGGAGCAUUUCUCUUAUCAAAUCAAUGCAUUUAAUUAAAAAUCCUGUGAAGACCUGUGACAAAGUUUAUUCCUUGAUACAAAGUUUGACUUCUCAGAUCAGACAUCGAAUGGAAGAUCCCAAAUCAUCAGAUAUUCAACUUUACCAUAGUGAAACAUUAGAGCUUAUGCUACGUAGAUGGUCCAAGUUGGAAAAAGACUUUAAAACAAAGAAUGGAAGAUACGACAUUAGUAAAAUCCCUGAUAUAUAUGACUGUAUAAAAUAUGAUGUUCAGCAUAAUGGUUCCUUGAAAUUAGAAAAUACAAUGGAAUUAUACAGGCUUUCAAAGGCAUUAGCAGAUAUUGUUAUCCCUCAGGAAUAUGGUAUAACUAAAGCUGAAAAACUGGAGAUUGCCAAAGGCUACUGUACUCCUCUAGUUAGAAAAAUUCGCUCAGACCUUCAGAGGACACAAGAUGAUGACACUGUAAAUAAACUCCACCCUGUGUAUUCCAGAGGUGUUCUGUCUCCUGAACGUCAUGUCCGUACCAGGUUAUAUUUUACCAGUGAAAGUCAUGUACAUUCUUUACUAUCUAUUCUUCGCUAUGGUGCCUUAUGCAAUGAAUCGAAGGAUGAACAGUGGAAACGGGCUAUGGAUUACUUAAAUGUUGUCAAUGAACUCAAUUAUAUGACUCAGAUUGUUAUCAUGCUUUAUGAGGAUCCUAACAAGGAUCUUUCCUCAGAGGAACGCUUUCAUGUUGAAUUACAUUUUAGUCCUGGAGCUAAAGGAUGCGAAGAAGACAAAAAUUUACCAUCAGGCUAUGGAUAUAGACCAGCUUCAAGAGAGAAUGAAGGCAGGAGAUCUUUUAAAAUUGAUAAUGAUGAGGAACCACAUACUUCUAAAAAAGAUGAGGUUGAUCGUGCUGUGAUACUGUUCAAACCAAUGGUAUCAGAGCCAAUUCAUAUACACAGGAAGUCUCCACUUCCAAGAUCUAGGAAGAUGGCUACAAAUGAAGUAAAUAAUUCAAGUAAAACCUUGAAGACUUUUUCCAGCGUCCACCAUCUCCAUGGAUAUCAGAAGUUUGUACUUCCAAAAGACACACAGAGAGAAAGACUAUUCUCUUCAUUUUGUGCAAAGAGCCCCCUGAGUGUGUCUAGCCCAGAGGGUACUGGUACCUGGCUGCAUUAUACCAGUGGUGUGGGUACUGGGCGUCGAAGACGCAGAUCAGGGGAACAAAUCACUUCUUCCCCUGUCUCCCCCAAAUCAUUGGCUUUCACAUCCAGUAUUUUUGGCUCAUGGCAACAGGUUGUAUCUGAAAAUGCUAAUUAUCUGCGAACACCAAGAACUCUUGUGGAACAGAAGCAGAACCCUACUGUAGGGUCUCACUGUGCGGGCCUGUUUAGCACCUCGGUGCUCGGGGGUUCUUCAAGCGCACCUAACCUACAGGAUUAUGCUCGUACUCAUCGUAAAAAGCUGACUUCUUCUGGCUGCAUAGAUGACGCCACACGCGGUUCUGCUGUUAAAAGGUUUUCUAUCUCAUUUGCUCGACACCCAACCAAUGAACACCUACACCUCUAUAGGUGCUGGUCCGUUUCCUCUGUGGAAUGUCUAGGCUCCAGUGGCUUUGAAUUGUAUUCCAUGGUGCCAUCUAUUUGUCCUCUAGAAACUCUUCACAAUGCCCUGUCUUUAAAGCAGGUGGAUGAAUUUCUUGCUUCCAUUGCUUCUCCAUCAAGUGAAGUUCCACGGAAGACCCCUGAAAUUUCCUCUUCAGCUUCACGUUCCAGUCCAGUAAUGAGAAGAAAAAUAUCUUUAAAUACGUAUACACCUGCAAAAAUCCUCCCAACACCACCAGCUACCUUAAAGAAUACGAAAGCAAGCAGCAAGCCAGCUACCAGCGGACCUUCUAAUGCCGUUGUUCCUAAUACCUCAUCUCGAAAAAAGACUAUAGCUAGCAAAACAGAAAUGCAUGAACACAAAAAAACCACUGGGAAAAAGAAAUGAAAUCUUAGCGGAAGCUGGAGCUCCAUAUAUUUAUAAAAAUCACAUUGUUCGAUAGAAAAAGACACGUAAUAAACCUUGACUGAAAACUGUCAAAGCAAGUAAUUGAUGUUUCUCCUUAUACACCUCUGUAUUCAUUUUAAAAUAUGUUAAAUCUAGAGAAUUCUUUGUAUAUAUUCAGGUAAGGACCUUUUCUCAUGAUCUUGAAAUGUUUAAAACAAUGUUUAUUAACAUUUUAGCAAAACUUACGGUGAUGAAGGUCUGUCAUUCUUAAUAUUAUGUUUGCUAUGUGCCCUCUGUAAAGAAAACGACAGGAGACCUCAGCUAGCCUGUCCCAGUGUCUCACCAGUAAUGCUGUUUACUCAAGAAUCUGUGAGGUGACCUCUAUACAUACUUUCAUUUUCACGGGAUUGUAUGUCAGCUAUAAAAACCUAUAGCUUGAGUUGGAAUUUGACAGCCAGGAUUACAUAUUAUAGAUUUUUAAAGUAUAUUUCCAAAGAGAUUUCACUGACCAUUUGGGUUAGAAACUUUUUUCCUCCAAUUGUUAGAAUUACAUAUAUGCUGCAAUAUUUAAUAACUGGAGUACUAGCAUAUGGGUUAUUUUUCCAAUAUGUGCUUUGAGGUUUUUUUUUUUAUUGUGUAUUAUUUAAAAUAUUACAUAUACAGCUGGGGUGACUACACCUUUAUGUGCAUAAAUUUCUAUAUUAAUUUGUAGAAAAUACUUGCUUUAUAUAUUUCCUUAUCAUAGGGUGCUUUUGCUCAUCAGGAAAAUACUGCUUUAUGUAUCGGGAAGAAAGACAUCUUUAGAAUUUCUUUUUAAGAGACAUAGUUGAUAAGUUUAUAAAUGUUACACUUAUUUUCAGAGUUCUUUUUAGAUCUAAGGAAACCAGUUCAAAAAUGGAUAUCAGCAGUGUGAGGAGAAUGUCUCAAUUCUGUAGUUAGGAGAUAUUAUGCAUAACACCUCUUUUUAGCAUUUCCAUUCUUAUCUCUAGUGUAUCAGUUAAUCUCACUAAGAAAGCUUAAAGAUUGAACAUUGGAUAUAAAUGCUCUUUUCAAACUAUUAGAUUUUGAAAGGAAAUUGAGAUCAUUGUUUUGUGAUUUCAUUUGUGAUGUGAAAAAAUAUUUAUUGUAUUGGUGCUUUUUUAUCCCCUAGUGCACAAAUAAUUAUAAGCCACUUGAAUGACUUAAACUGUAAACCAAACAAUACAACCUGGUAAGAAUUCCAUGCAUUGCCAGUCAGGUAACUUAAGUUGCUAAAGCUUUACUUUGAAGCUUGUAUUUAGGAUAUUAUUGAAUUCUCAUACGAACACAACUAUUAAAACUCUUCAGGAGGCUCUCCUAACUUUAAAUCAUCACCUAUGAAUUGACAUUUAGAAAAUAAACAUAUUAAGUGUUAGUUUUAAAAGGUACCAGAUGCAAAAGUCACAAAUAUAUACAAUUAUAUAAGUUCAUAUACUUCACGUGAAUGUACUUGUAUUAUAUGGAGACAUGUCUUGUAAACAGUUGAAUGUACCUAAACUUUCUGUAUGUGAAAAUGUUAAUGUGCUCAGUGUGGGAGUAAGAAGCUACUUUUAUUUUUUAAGUGGAACUUAAUUAAAAUAUUUUAUUUCCAGAAUCAGAG